CCGUCGCGUCCAGAACCACCAGCUGCAUUGUGUCGGUUUUGUUCAACGUCCCCUCCAGCCGAAACAUUUCACUGGACACAACUGGCCACCGGCGACAAAACAUGGCAAACACAGAGGGGGGUAAACUCUGGGGAGGUCGCUUCCUGGGUGACACCGAUCCCAUGAUGGAGAAGUUCAACGCAUCAAUCGCCUAUGACCAGAGGAUGUGGAAUGCUGACAUCCGAGGGAGCAAAGCGUAUGUGAAAGCUCUGGAGAAGGCAAAGCUGGUAACCACGGAUGAGAUGAAUCAGAUUCUACAUGGGCUGGAUCAGAUUUGUGGUGAGUGGUCUAAAGGAGUUUUCGUGAUCAAACCUGAAGAUGAGGACAUUCAUACUGCCAAUGAGCGCAGGCUAAAGGAGCUGAUAAGCGCACCUGCAGGGAAGCUGCACACUGGCAGGAGCAGAAACGACCAGGUGGUGACUGACAUGAGGUUGUGGCUGAGAGAUGCCAUCACAACCCUGACAGACAAUGCCCUACAACUGAUGUCUACCAUGGUGGAGCGGGCCGCAGCAGAAAUUGAUGUCCUGUUUCCUGGUUACACCCACAUGCAGAGAGCUCAGCCAAUCAGAUGGAGCCACUGGAUUCUAAGUCAUGCUGUCGCUCUAAGCAGAGAUGUUGACCGACUUCUGGAGAUCAAGAAAAGAGUGAACGUUUUACCUCUCGGCAGUGGGGCCAUUGCUGGGACGCCCUUUGACAUUGACAGGGAGCUACUGAUGAGAGAGUUGGCGUUUGAUGGCAUUAGUCUUAAUAGCAUGGACGCCACGGGCCAACGGGAUUUUGUUGCGGAGUUCUUGUUCUGGGCUUCGUUGUGUUUGACCCAUCUCAGCAAGAUGGCCGAGGACCUGAUGCUGUACAGCACCAAGGAGUUCUCCUUCGUCUCGCUUUCCGACGCUUACAGCACCGGCAGCAGCCUGAUGCCCCAGAAGAAGAAUGCUGACAGUCUGGAGCUGAUCAGGAGUAAAGCUGGACGUGUCUUUGGCAACUGUGCAGGGUUCAUGAUGACGCUGAAGGGCCUGCCGAGCACCUACAACAAAGACCUGCAGGAGGAUAAGGAGGCCAUGUUUGACUGCUAUGAUACGGUUCACGCUGUGCUGCAGGUGACAACUGGAGUCAUGUCAACUCUCAAGAUUAACCCGAGUGUGAUGGAAGCCGCCCUCAGUCCGGACAUGUUGGCUACUGACUUGGCCUACUACCUCGUGAGGAAGGGGGUGCCGUUCAGAGAGGCACACGGCAUCUCCGGUAAAGCUGUGUUUGCAGCUGAAUCCAAAAAUAUCGCCCUCAAUCAACUCACUCUGGAAGACCUGAGUGCUGUUAGCCCUCUGUUUGGAGGCGACGUCUCCUCGGUGUGGGACUACAGGAGCAGCGUGGAGCAGUACAGCGCCCCUGGAGGCACAGCCAAGAGUAGCGUGGCUGCGCAGGUGGAACAGCUGAGGGACUGGCUUCAGAAACGGACACUAUGAUCUUGACCUCAUUUCACCUUUAAUAUUGUGAAUCGAGCUUACUGACACAAUUUAGAUUAUGAGGAAAUGUCAGAUUGAGUUCAAAAGGGACACAUGUGCGACGUGAAACCAUGUCGCCUUUCAAAAGUCUCCUCCCUUCUUUUGAAGUAUAUGUGUAGCCAGGAGAUGUUUCAACUGACCACAUGGGCCGAUCAUAAGUGUUACAAGGACCGGCAAUGAAUAAAUGUUACUCAAAC
This is a messenger RNA of Gasterosteus aculeatus aculeatus (three-spined stickleback), 1735 nucleotides long. It is a transcript of the gene asl, whose product is annotated as argininosuccinate lyase. The record is from RefSeq and is a predicted model, not a curated record. Gene Ontology annotation, cellular component: cytosol. Gene Ontology annotation, molecular function: argininosuccinate lyase activity. Lineage: Eukaryota; Metazoa; Chordata; Actinopteri; Perciformes; Gasterosteidae.